Molecule: messenger RNA, 1660 nt
Organism: Populus trichocarpa (black cottonwood)
Lineage: Eukaryota; Viridiplantae; Streptophyta; Magnoliopsida; Malpighiales; Salicaceae
Product: plant cysteine oxidase 2
Exons: 5
Coding region: 434-1270 (278 amino acids)
Molecular function (GO): oxidoreductase activity, acting on single donors with incorporation of molecular oxygen, incorporation of two atoms of oxygen
Source: RefSeq, a predicted model, not a curated record
GUACACCAGCUCAGAAGAAAAACCAGGGGUGGUAGCGGUUUCAAGACAAUCUAGGGGGCGGGAAUUGGCAUAUACGGCGACUAUCGUAACCUUUUUUCCUGCCCCAUGUAGCCUCUGGUUCUUCCCAUCUUCUUUUUUUAUAUAUAUCAUCUUCUCUUUCCUCGCACCUCCAUUUCAAAGUUUUUGCACUUUCUCCCUUCUUCUUGUUUUCUCUUUUCAAAAACACCCACCGCCAAUUUCCCAUCCAUCUCAUGAUAUGAAACUUGAGUUCCUGCUGUUCAUCUUGGUGGGUUUGGUAUCUGUUCUUUGAAUCUAGUGUACUUCUUUUUAUACCAAAAAGAGGCAGCAAUCUUGUAUAUAUCUUAAUAGUGAUAUAUAAAAAACAAGGAGCAGAUUACAGGUACAAAAUAUAUUAUCGAUCGGUAUUUUGUUAAUGACAAUCGAAGCUACGGUGGAGCCAAGGAGAGAACCAACUGCACAUGUAAACAGGCUUGGAUUUGCCAAGAGGCCUACUAAGAGGAAGAGAUCCAAGAAGACUAAAAAGUGUGCACCGACAAUGGCACUGCAGGAUCUGUAUGUGUCGUGUAAAGAAGUGUUUAAAGGUCCUGGAACUGUUCCUUUGCAUCAAGAUGUCAAGAGACUCUGCCACAUGCUUGAUAACAUGAAGCUUGAAGACUUUGGGCUAAGUUGCAAGCUGGAAUUCUUCAAUCCUAAAGCUGCAGUUAGAGGGACUCCAAGAGUCACUUACACAAUUGUUUACGAGUGCGAUAAGUUCUCGAUGUGUGUUUUCUUCCUUCCAGCAACUGCUGUCAUCCCUCUCCAUAACCAUCCAGGAAUGACGGUUUUUAGCAAACUUCUCAUGGGGACAAUGCACGUAAAAUCAUAUGAUUGGGUUGAUCCUCCGGCUACAGAUGAGCCUGACUCACCAGCCCAAGUGCGAUUGGCAAAACUGGAAGCAGACAGUGUGUUUACAGCUCCUUGCCACACUUCGGUAUUGUAUCCAACAACAGGAGGAAAUAUCCAUCAAUUCACCGCCAUUACACCUUGUGCAGUACUCGACGUGCUCGGACCUCCCUAUUCUAACGAGGAUGGUCGAGAUUGCUCAUACUACAAAGAUUUUCCAUACACUGCCUUCCCAAAUGGAGAGAUGGGGUCGGAAGAAGAAGAGGGUGACUGUUACGCGUGGUUGGAGGAGAUCACGGUGCCUGAGAAUUUACAAAUGUUUGUGAUUAAGUAUUUAGGUCCACAGGUUGAUGAUAGUAGUAGCUAGCUGUCUCGUCGAAAAAUGGAAAACCAUACGGUGUGGUGUUUUCUCCUGGACUUCUCUCUCGCCUUACUCUGAAGAAACAGAAACAGAUACAAAAGAAAGAAAGAAAAAGUACCCAAGUCAUAACUAUUUUUUUCUUCUGUUUGUAUCUGUUGAACAACAAUGGUGUGUCUGCAAGCUGAACUUUUCAGUGAUUCUUCUCCAUCGCGGAGAAAUAUACACGCACAAUUACAUCUUGAAUAGGCUGUGUGCAUGCGUGUGUGUUCUCCUAUAUUAAUAUACAAGAUUGUAUAUAUAAGGUAGCUUCACUUCAUGGUUAUCUUCUUAGUUGAUUACUCGCGUUGUUUUACAAUUGAAAUAAAUUUCUGGCGAUGAUUUAAAUUUCGGAGAAAA